This is a messenger RNA of Pan troglodytes (chimpanzee), 854 nucleotides long. RefSeq names its product leukotriene C4 synthase (gene LTC4S). Gene Ontology annotation, cellular component: endoplasmic reticulum; nuclear envelope; membrane. NCBI's taxonomy places the organism in Eukaryota, Metazoa, Chordata, Mammalia, Primates, Hominidae. The record is from RefSeq and is a predicted model, not a curated record. Gene Ontology annotation, molecular function: glutathione peroxidase activity; leukotriene-C4 synthase activity; glutathione transferase activity. The coding region runs from base 72 to 737 and encodes 221 amino acids. The transcript has 6 exons. Gene Ontology annotation, biological process: leukotriene biosynthetic process.
CCUGGACUCACGAAGACACUUGGACACCCACAAGCACAGAGACAUGGGUGUGUGACAACUGACCAAGGGGCAUGCAGACUUUGGUUUCCUCCCUGCCGGCCUGGCCUGGCUCCCUGGCUCUGUGUGGUAUGGUCACACCCCCGUGCACCCCCUCCACUGAGAUGGGGCGGGGAGAGCACCGAGGCUGCUCUUCCUCUCCUGGGCCGACCUCUGAGCAGCAGACGGGGCUAAGCGUUCCCCAGCUCGCCUUCACACACAGCCCGUGCCACCACGCCGACGGUACCAUGAAGGACGAGGUAGCUCUACUGGCUGCUGUCACCCUCCUGGGAGUCCUGCUGCAAGCCUACUUCUCCCUGCAGGUGAUCUCGGCGCGCAGGGCCUUCCGCGUGUCGCCGCCGCUCACCACCGGCCCACCCGAGUUCGAGCGCGUCUACCGAGCCCAGGUGAACUGCAGCGAGUACUUCCCGCUGUUCCUCGCCACGCUCUGGGUCGCCGGCAUCUUCUUUCAUGAAGGGGCGGCGGCCCUGUGCGGCCUGGUCUACCUGUUCGCGCGCCUCCGCUACUUCCAGGGCUACGCGCGCUCCGCGCAGCUCAGGCUGGCACCCCUGUACGCGAGCGCGCGCGCCCUCUGGCUGCUGGUGGCGCUGGCUGCGCUCGGCCUGCUCGCCCACUUCCUCCCGGCCGCGCUGCGCGCCGCGCUCCUCGGACGGCUCCGGACGCUGCUGCCGUGGGCCUGAGACCAAGGCCCCCGGGCCGACGGAGCCGGGAAAGAAGAGCCGGAGCCUCCAGCUGCCCCGGGGAGGGGCGCUCGCUUCCGCAUCCUAGUCUCUAUCAUUAAAGUUCUAGUGACCGAG